AUGUCUCCAGACAAGCCGUUCAUCAUGGCCGGCUCACUGAAGGACAACAUCAUCUUUGGCCAUCCAUUCGAGCCAGGGCUCUACAAUCAGGUGCUCGACGCCUGUGCGCUGCGCCAGGACAUUGCCAGCUGGCCCCACCGCGACCUCACGGAGAUUGGCGAGCGCGGAGUAAACCUGAGUGGCGGGCAGAGGGCGAGAGUGGGGCUGGCGCGGGCGGCAUACGCCAGCGACGCGGCUCUUGUGCUGCUGGACGACCCGCUGUCAGCUGUCGACCCACCUGUGGGGCGCCACCUGUUUGAGCGCUGCAUUCAAGGGGUGAUGCACGGGCGCCCACGGAUUCUUGUCACGCACCAGCUGCAGUACCUGCCAAGGUGGACUUCCAGGGGCUCCUGGGGGGAGACGAGGCAGAAGGAGAGGUAUUGGGAGCAGGAGAGAAGGCUAUUGGUGCUGUGGAGAGGGGAGAGGGCAGGGAACGGAGGGAGGAAGGAGGAGGAGGAGGAGGAGGAGGAGGAGGAGGAGGAGGAGGAGGAGGAGGAGGAGGAGGAGGAGGAGGAGGAGGAGGAGGAGGAGGAGGAGGAGGAGGAGGAGGAGGAGGAGGAGGAGGUGCAGGAGGAGGAGGAGCAGGAGCAGGGGAGAAGGAACGAGUGGGGGAAAAUGGGGCGAAGUUGCAGCAUCAGUGCUGGGAGUAAUGACAUGUCUGAAGACGACUGGAUGUCGUCAGUCACUGGUAGUGACGUCGUGACCACCUCAGCAGCAGCAGCAGCAGCAGCAGCAGCAGCAGCAAGUGACAACACCCUGCAUACAUCCACUGCCGCUCCCUCCGAUUGUGACGACCCAACCUUCCACGCGCUGCCCCUGCGGCCCACCCCACGCAGUAUGCCCCUGCGGCCCACCCCACGCAGUAUGCCCCUGCAGGACCGGCCGCUAGGCCACAGCAGAGGCAGCGGGGAAUUGCCUCUCAGUUGCAGCAUCAUGGGAAGCUUCGUGGACAGGGUAUCAGGGGAGACCAGGGGGGCGGAGCGUGGGGGCGAUGGGGAGAAGGUGGGUGGAGAGGCGGGGGCAGGAGGGGAUGGGAAGGGGGAAAGGGGCGGUGAGGAGGCAGAGGAGGAUGGAGCCGCACAAAGGUUGGUGCAGAAGGAGCGGAGGGAGGAGGGGAGGGUGAGUGCGGGCGUGUACUUGGAAUACGCCAGGAGGGUGGGCAUGUGGCAGUUCCUCGCCUGCUGGUCACAGGAGAAGCACCAGUCCAGCCCAUACCGCCGCAUCUACACCACACUUGUGCUCACCAGCGUCGCCGUCUCCUUCCUGCGUUCGUCCCUCGCCUUCCACUGCUGUGUGCGUGCUGCCUCGCGCGUGCACUCCGCCAUGCUGGCCGCUGUGCUCGCCUCGCCGCUCGCCUUCUUCCACGGCAACCCCAUGGGGCGCAUGCUCAACCGCUUCUCCGCCGACCAGGGCAUUCUCGACGACCUCCUGUCCUUCACCCUCUUCAACUACCUGCAGGUGCCGCUCAUGUGGCUUGUCAUGUCGACUGUGGGGACGGGUGCAGUGCUGUGUGGGUGGUGGGGGUUCCUUCUGAGUCGAACACUGAGUGUGGCAGUGGGCGCCGUAGUAAUGGUGACGGUGGGCAUGCCGUGCAUCCUCAUCCCCAUGGCGCUGCUCUGCCUGCUCUUCCUGCGCCUGCGCCACAUCUUCCGCUGCACCUCCCGCGAGGCCAAGCGAAUCGAGGCCGUCACGCGCAGCCCUGUGUACGCGCACUAUGCCGCCACCAUCCAGGUGGGUCUGCACGCAAGCACAAUACAGGGCCUGGCAACAAUAAGAGCGUUCGGCAUGCAGCAGCAGUCAAGCGCCGCCUUCCACCGGCUGCUGGACGGCAACGGGCGCGCCUUCUACUGCUGGCUGGUGGCCUCGCACUGGCUGGCGGUGCGCCUGGACGCCCUCGUGUCGCUCGUCAUGCUCCUCGUUGCCGCCCUCGCCAUGGCACUCAGAACGGCCUUGCCGCCCGGCCUGGUGGCGCUGGCGCUGACCUACGCGCUGCAGAUGUCGGGGUCGCUGCAGUGGGCCGUCAGGCAAGGCGCGGAGGUGGAGAACAUGUUUACAGGUGUCGAGCGAGCUCUGGAAUACACACACCUACCGCAGGAGGAGGGGCCUGAGGAGAGGCGGAGGGACGGAGAGGCAGGAGGUGGCAAAACGGGCAGGAAAGCAGGUAGCAAGAGGAAAUGGAAAGGGGGAUUCUGCAUGGUGGAGGAGGAGCAGAGGGAGGAGGGGGGCGAGCAGGGGAGAGGUGAAGAGCAGGCGGAGGGGCAGGUGCCGGCAGAUCGGCCAAGCAAGGGGGCAGUGAGGGUGGAGGAGCUGACGGUGCGGUAUAGACCCACGCUGGACCCUGUGUUGUGGGAUGUGAGCUUCCAGCUGCAUGGAGGGGAGAAGAAACGGUGUGGUGAGUCACGUAACACUGCAAUGGAGCGAGCUCUGUUGGACUACACUGGUGCCCAUGUCGCCCCCUCCUACCCUCUUCUUACAUCAAUAUUGUCCACCCCUUCCCCCCCUCGGCCUACCUCCACUUUGUCUCCACCAUCAGGUGCAGGCAAGUCGACGCUCAUGCUGGCGCUGCUGCGCCUGGUGCAGCUGUGUGGAGGGCGCAUCCUUAUAGACAGCCUCGACACCACCACCAUCCCUCUCACUACCCUGCGCAGAAACGUCACGGCAAUACCGCAGGAUCCCGUUCUCUUUGGCAGCUCUCUCCGAUUCUACCUCGACCCAUUCAAUCGCGUUGUGCUGAUGGACGAGGCGACGGCGAACGUCGACAGGGCGACAGACGCGGUCAUCCAGAGCACCAUGCACCGCCACUUCACCGCCAGCACCGUCAUCACCAUCGCGCACCGCCUGCACACCAUCGUCGACGCCGACAAGGUGGGAAUCACUGCCAUGGCGUUUGCAGAGAGAGGAGAGGUGCUGGUGCUGGAGCAGGGCCGCGUGGUGCAGUUUGGGGCGCCACAGCAGCUGGCGGAAGACCCCGAGGGCCCCUUCUCCCGCAUGCUCUCCCACACUGGCCCGUCUGCAGAGGCCUCUCUGCGCUCUGCCCUUGCGAGAAAUGGCUUCAUGCGAGAGGCUUCACUAAGAGAUGCCUCGUUACAAGAAGCUUCCCCCGGAGAAGCUUUGGAAAGCGAGGAAGGGACAAAAGGGGAGGCUGUGAGUAUUGAUCUGUUGCAUUUGCAGGUUGAUGGUUUCCAUGGUGGGGAGUUAGCUGCUGAUGGUAGUGCCAGUGAGGGUGGUUUGCCUGCUGCUGCCAGUAGUACUGAGGAAGGUAUUGCCCGGAUACACGGCCGCGUGUUACAAGAGAUGAUUCUUGAAAGCAAUACUCAAGAUACACUUCGAUUGUCUUAA
Molecule: messenger RNA, 3378 nt
Organism: Closterium sp. Yama58-4
Lineage: Eukaryota; Viridiplantae; Streptophyta; Zygnematophyceae; Desmidiales; Closteriaceae
Source: the annotation of a GenBank genome assembly